Messenger RNA from Cooperia oncophora, 1041 nucleotides. The record is from the annotation of a GenBank genome assembly. Lineage: Eukaryota; Metazoa; Nematoda; Chromadorea; Rhabditida; Trichostrongylidae.
GUAGAGGACGACGUCGCGAAUACGGUGAAAAGCGGUGUCGACCAUGCAGCUGACGCAGUGAAAACUGCAAAACAUGGUGUCGCUGAUGCCGGUGAAUCAGCUCGUGGAACGUUAGCAAGCGCUGUCGAAGCCGUGGCACCUCCUUUCCGAAUAGAGGCUAGAUUGCAUACUCUAGUAGAUAGACAACGAAGACAACAUGUGCAACCGAAUGGCGGAUGGCCUAAUAGUCAGGAUAAUCAACGAGCCCAAUGGCCUAGUAACCAAGAUGAUCAACGAGCACGUGAUGAACAACGUAGGGCCUACGAACAGCAGUACCAGGAUCGUCUACGCCAACAACAAGAAGAAGCUCGACGUCGAGCCGCUUGUAAUCCUCGUCCACCACCGCCUCCAGCUCCUCAGCCAAGAAGAAACUGCCAAUCACGACGUACUCAAGAACUUCGACUACCUCCGACACCUCCACCAGUGCCGAUCAGACGUAAUUGUCGGCCGAGACCGAGUCCCACAUAUCCUCCCCCACCUGUCCACCAGCGGGUGAACUGUCGACCCACAUCUCCACCGCCUCCACCACCACCACAACCUCAACGACGACCAAAUUGUAUUCCCAGAACACCCACCUAUCCUCCUCCACAGCAACAGUACUACAACUGUCUACCAGCACCAACAUAUCCAUCACAACCACAACCUGUUCCUUGCUAUCCGUCGCCAGCACCUCAACAACCGAUACGCUACACCGGCUGUAUACCGCAGCGUUUACCACGAGGUGAUGAACCGGGCAGGGGUAAUGAAUUCCGUGCCAGUGAUGGUUGUAUUUCGCCUGUGAUAAACCUUCCCGACGAUUGUGAAGGAUCAGUGAAAAUCGUUUCAGUCGAUGCUGCUGGUAAAGUUGUACACUACAUGUACAAAACUGCUAAAGAUGCCAAUCAAGUUCUCGAACAAGUCGGCGGAAAAGUGGCUGAUUCUACUCAAAAUCUUGCUGAAGGCGCUUUGGGUGCUAUAGAGGACUUGGCGAACCUUGGCCUUGUCGACAUGGCUAUGCGAUAG